AUGAGUUACGGGCUGGGAGGUGCCUGUGAAACUGCUAGUAAUAUUAGUACUUGCACAGACGGUGAAUAUCAUCAAUAUAUUAGUCACUAUAAUACUCCUAGUCGUUCCCACCAACAAUCAAGACCAUAUUCAAACGGCUUCCAAAAUCCUAUAAUGCUCAAUGGUCACAAUAGAUUAGAUGAUACUGAAGAACAUCAACAACAGAUAGAUGGUGAUUAUGAAGAAAUCGCACCUGAUCGACCUAGAUUACUUAUGUGGGGUUUAACAAAAAGUGGUAAAACAUCGAUUAUUAAACUUAUUUUUGAAAAAAUGACAGCCGGUGAAACACUUCAACUUCCAGAAACAAAAAUUAUUCAAAUACAUGAACUCACUUGUGGAAUUCAUGUCAGAUUUCAAAUCCGUGAUGUACCCGGUCCAAAAACAGCAUCUUUACUUGAUUAUGAUACAUAUUCAUCUGAAUGUACUACAAUUGUUUUUAUACUUGAUGCAACAGAUGAUUGUUCAGAUUCAAUUAAUUUAUUAGUUAGCUCUGUGCAAUGGAUGCAUUCAAAAGGACUAGAUGUUCGAUUUGAAGUAUUAAUUCAUAAAAUUGAUGGUGUACAUGAACAAGAUCGUUUAGAUCGUUAUUCACAUAUUCAGCAACAAGUAACUGUUAUGUUACAUGAAUGUUCUAUAGAAGCACCACUUAUAAAUUUUUAUUUGACAAGUAUUUAUGAUCAUUCAAUAUUUGAAGCAUUUAGUAAAAUCGUUCAAAAUCAAAUGAGACAAUUACGUGUAUUAGAAAAUAUGCUUGAUUUAGUAACAGCGACGACUCAAUUGGAUAAGAUCUUUGUGUGUGAUAUUUAUAAUAAAAUAUUUCUUGCAUCAGACACAAAACCCGUUGAAAGUCAAAUAUCAGAAUUAUGUUGUGAUGUUGUUGAUGUUUAUACGGACAUAUCGUCUAUAUAUGGAAAAAGUAACAGCCCGGUGCUUGAUCCAUCGUCCUAUUGUACUAUUGAACUUUCAAUAGGUCUUGUUUUAUAUUUAAAAGAUAUCAAUGAGACAACGGCAUUAAUAUGUAUUUUAAAAAAAGAAUCUAAUAUUAACGGAGCUUUGAUGGAAGUUAAUUUAAAUAUUCUUAAACAAAAUAUUCAAGAAUUAUUUGUUGCUAAUUCAAAUUAUUCACCACGACAACAAUUAAAUACAUCCACUGAAUGA
Messenger RNA from Adineta steineri, 1197 nucleotides. The record is from the annotation of a GenBank genome assembly. NCBI's taxonomy places the organism in Eukaryota, Metazoa, Rotifera, Eurotatoria, Adinetida, Adinetidae.